AUGAGCUCCUAUUUUGUCAACCCUCUUUUCUCCAAGUACAAAGGCGGCGAGUCUCUGGAGCCAACUUACUACGACUGCAGGUUCCCACAGAGCGUCGCCCGCAGCCACACGCUGGUCUACGGACCCGGGGCGGCCGCGCCGGGCUUCCAGCACCCGUCCCAUCAUGUGCAGGACUUUUUCCACCACGGCACCACCGGCAUCUCCAACCCGGGAUACCAGCAGAAUCCGUGCGCACUGGCGUGUCACGGCGACGCGGGGAAAUUUUACGGAUACGAAGCCCUGCCCAGGCAAACGCUUUACGGUAGCCAGCAAGAGGCGAGCCUGGCGCAGUACCCGGACUGUAAAUCGUCGGGAGGCUCGAACCCCGGUGAAGGACAAGGCCACUUAAAUCAAAACUCCUCUCCCAGCCUUAUGUUCCCGUGGAUGAGACCCCACGCCCCAGGACGACGCAAUGGCAGGCAAACCUACAGCCGCUACCAGACUCUGGAACUGGAGAAGGAGUUCCUCUUCAACCCUUACCUGACCCGCAAGAGGAGGAUCGAGGUCUCCCACGCCCUGAGCCUCACCGAGCGGCAGGUGAAGAUCUGGUUCCAGAACCGGCGGAUGAAGUGGAAAAAGGAGAACAACAAGGACAAGUUUCCGGGUCAGAGGGGAGAGGCCGAGGCCGAGGAGGAGGGCAACGAGGACGGUGAAGUGGAAGAAGCAGAAGAGAAGGAAGCGGAAGAGAAAGACGAGACCAAGGAGUGAUUUUAUGGUCCUUUUAUGGUUAUAUGGCUGAAAAAGAGAAGAAAAAAGCUCUCAUAAAGAGAGCAGGAGUCACAAGAGCAUCAUCUUUAUGACCGCCCUUUCGUUUUUGUCAAGUGGGAACAGGAAUCCCAACAAUAUUCCUGUUAAAUAUGCACAUUUCUCAGUUAUCAACAAACGGGAUUACACAUUUUUUUGCCACAAAAAUAAGACGCUACACUUUAUUUUAUAUACUAGAUCUGCUGC
This is a messenger RNA of Doryrhamphus excisus (bluestripe pipefish), 990 nucleotides long. It is a transcript of the gene hoxc8a, whose product is annotated as homeobox C8a. Gene Ontology annotation, molecular function: DNA-binding transcription factor activity, RNA polymerase II-specific; RNA polymerase II transcription regulatory region sequence-specific DNA binding. Gene Ontology annotation, cellular component: nucleus. The record is from RefSeq and is a predicted model, not a curated record. NCBI's taxonomy places the organism in Eukaryota, Metazoa, Chordata, Actinopteri, Syngnathiformes, Syngnathidae. Gene Ontology annotation, biological process: regulation of transcription by RNA polymerase II.